GUCUUCGUCGCGAGUAACGGCCGCCGCCGGGCGUUGGAGCGCCAACGGCCGCCGGGGGCGGCACCCUGAGCGGGGCGGGGGCGCCGAAACAAAUAUGAGCCUUUAUGUUAGAGGUUAACCAGGCUCAAGGCUGAGGAACACUGAAAAGCUUGUGCAGCCCUGUGGAAAUCGGUCUCGUAAAGGCUGGUUUGUCUGUAGUACAUACCUCUGCUGCAUCUCUGGCUGCCAAAAAGAGUGAACAAGAGCUGAAGGAUGAAGAAAUGGAAUUGUUCACAAAAUACUACAUGGAAUGGAAAGGAGGAAGAAAAAGUGGCAAUACAUCAUAUAUGAACAUACCACGGUUUUACUACAGGCUGCCAGCUGAAGAUGAAGUCUUGCUUCAGAAAUUAAGAGAAGAGUCUAGAGCAGUCUUUCUGCAAAGAAAAAGUAGAGAACUGUUGGAUAAUGAAGAGCUUCAGAAUCUCUGGUUUCUGCUGGACAAACAUCAGACAUCACCAAUGAUUGGAGAAGAAGCAAUGAUCAACUAUGAGAACUUCUUGAAAGUUGGUGAAAAAGCUGGACCUAAAUGCAAGCAGUUCUUCACAGCUAAGAUCUUUGCUAAAUUACUGCAUAAUGAUCCUUAUGGGAGGAUAUCUAUCAUGCAGUUUUUCAAUUAUGUCAUGCGAAAAGUGUGGCUUCAUCAGACGAGAAUAGGUCUCAGUUUAUAUGAUGUGGCAGGACAGGGCUACCUCAGAGAAUCAGAUUUGGAAAACUAUAUUUUGGAACUCAUCCCUACUUUGCCACAGCUGGAUGGUUUAGAAAAGUCUUUUUACUCCUUCUAUGUUUGCACAGCAGUUAGAAAAUUCUUCUUCUUUCUAGAUCCUCUCAGAACAGGGAAGAUAAAGAUACAAGAUAUUUUAGCUUGCAGCUUCCUAGAUGACUUGUUGGAGUUAAGGGAUGAAGAACUUUCUAAAGAAAGUCAGGAAACAAACUGGUUUUCUGCUCCUUCUGCACUAAGAGUUUACGGCCAGUACUUAAACCUUGAUAAAGAUCACAAUGGCAUGCUCAGCAAAGAAGAGCUGUCCCGCUAUGGAACAGGGACUCUGACCAACGUAUUCUUGGAUCGUGUCUUCCAGGAGUGCUUAACUUAUGAUGGAGAAAUGGACUAUAAGACCUACCUGGACUUUGUGCUUGCAUUAGAAAACAGAAAGGAGCCUGCAGCUCUGCAAUAUAUUUUCAAACUGCUUGAUAUAGAGAACAAAGGAUACCUGAAUGUCUUUUCCCUUAAUUAUUUCUUUAGGGCUAUUCAGGAACAAAUGAAAAUCCAUGGACAAGAACCAGUUUCUUUUCAGGAUGUCAAGGAUGAAAUCUUUGAUAUGGUAAAGCCUAAGGAUCCUUACAAAAUCUCCCUUCAAGACUUAAUCAAUAGCAGUCAAGGAGACACUGUUACCAGCAUUCUAAUUGAUCUGAAUGGGUUCUGGACAUACGAGAACAGAGAGGUCCUUGUGGCAAGUGAUAAUGACAACACUGCUGAUGUUGAUGAUACGUGACUUUGAACACAAGUAGACUGUAUCCAUAAAGACAUCUUUAACUAAUGCAUUAACUAACUAUUGGAAGCCGGAAACACUUGUUAUCUGAAUCAAUGCCUCUUCCAUUUUACUUCUUCCCCUCCUUGCUCUCCCUCCAGCAUAUAAUGUAAAAUGUGGUACAUACAGGGACUGCUGAACCGAUUCUGAAGCCAAAAUAGCAAGUCUUGUUUAAGAGGUAACAAUGAUCUGUUGUUUUUUUGGUUUUUUGAAUAAAUAUUUUUGGAGUCA
Dromaius novaehollandiae (emu) is the source of this 1796-nucleotide messenger RNA. It is a transcript of the gene PPP2R3C, whose product is annotated as protein phosphatase 2 regulatory subunit B''gamma. Bases 261 to 1529 code for a protein of 422 amino acids. Gene Ontology annotation, cellular component: spindle; centrosome. The transcript has 13 exons. Gene Ontology annotation, biological process: microtubule cytoskeleton organization; T cell homeostasis; cortical cytoskeleton organization. NCBI's taxonomy places the organism in Eukaryota, Metazoa, Chordata, Aves, Casuariiformes, Dromaiidae. The record is from RefSeq and is a predicted model, not a curated record.